AUGGGGAAAGAUUUCAAGAGUAUGGUGACACGAUGCAUCUACGUCGGAAAAGAGAACGAUAACGUAAGGAAGCUGAAAAUCGCUGCGGAGGAGCUCAAGGAUCUACGAAACAAUGUGAUGAAAAGGGUCAAAAUGUAUGAAGACCAGCAGAAGCUGAAGCGGCUCGAGAAAGUCCAAGUCUGGCUUAGACAAGCCGAUGUAGCGAUCAAAGAAGCAGAAGAGAUGUUGAUAACGAUGAUGUCUUCUUCGUCUUCAAAUGGAUCGAGCAUGAUGAGUUGUCACAAGAUGGACAAGAAGCUUUGCAAGAAGCUGAAAGAGGUUCAGGAGAUAAAGAGCAGAGGAACAUUCGAUGUGGUGGUUGAGAAUAGUGGCAUUGGUGGAUCGAUGAUGAGUUCGACCGUUGAUAAAGAUGAUCAGACGGUUGGACUGGAGGCUGUUUCGGGGCUAGUAUGGAGGUGUAUGACGGUGGAUAACACCGGCAUUAUUGGGUUGUACGGCGUGGAAGGCGUUGGGAAGACCACGGUGCUGACUCAGGUCAACAACAGAUUGCUUCAGCACAAGUCGAAUGGGUUUGACUUUGUGAUUUGGGUGUUUGUGUCCAAGAAUCUGAAUCUUGAGAAGAUCCAGGACACGAUCCGUGAAAAGAUAGGGUUUCUUGAUAGGUCCUGGACGAGCAAGACAGAGGAAGAGAAAGCUGGUAAGAUCUUCGAUAUACUUAGCAAGAGACGAUUUGCUUUGUUCCUCGAUGACGUUUGGGAGAAAGUCGAUCUAGUCAAAGCUGGUGUUCCACCGCCUGACGGACAGAACAGAUCGAAGAUCGUGUUCACCACCUGUUCGGACGAGGUUUGUCGGGAAAUGGGAGCACAGACUAAGAUAAAAAUGGAGAAGCUGCCAUGGGAGAGAGCUUGGGACUUGUUUAAAAAGAAUGCCGGAGAAGAGACAGUGAAGAGCCACCCUGACAUAACCAAAGUUGCUCAGGAGGUUGCAGCCAAGUGCGACGGCCUCCCACUAGCUCUAGUCACAAUUGGCCGAGCCAUGGCCUCUAAGAAAACACCUCAGGAAUGGCGUGACGCUUUGUACAUCUUGAGUAACUCUCCUCCCAAUUUCUCAGUUCUCAAGUUACUGGACAGGAACUAAUAUCUACACUCGAUUGAGGAAUCGUACGUGUUGUGUGCAUGGAGGGCUUAAAGAUAGCUGCGUAGGUUUUGAUUAGGGAGAUAAAUCAUUGUAAUUUGUAUGUGUGUAUUUUAUUUGAGAGUUAAGUGUAUUAUAUUGUGUCACGGGCGAUAAUUUGGUUGAAGGCUUUGCAAUGUUUUGAUGGUUAAA
Capsella rubella is the source of this 1326-nucleotide messenger RNA. RefSeq names its product putative disease resistance protein At3g15700. The transcript has 4 exons. Bases 1 to 1137 code for a protein of 378 amino acids. The record is from RefSeq and is a predicted model, not a curated record. Gene Ontology annotation, molecular function: ADP binding. Lineage: Eukaryota; Viridiplantae; Streptophyta; Magnoliopsida; Brassicales; Brassicaceae.